AUGCCUUCACGCCGUGUUAGCUUUGGGAUGAAUCGUGUGACUGACUAUGGCAGUCCUCCGCCUGAGAAAAGAAGCAAGAUCAACUCAUGCCGGGAGGCCAUGUUUGGCGAGAGGGCCCGAAAAUGGGCUUUCUUCUUCAUCGUCGCAUUUCUUGCCUGCCUAACCAUCAAGGACGUCGUCGAUCUGGUUAUCGAAUACUGUGAUGAUCCAAAGGAUUCCAAUAUGAACAUCGUGUUCAACGAUUCGAUGACGAUGCCUAACGUGACGUUUUGCAUGUCGAAGAAACAAGCCUGGAGUCAUUUUAAACUCAAUGAAAGCGCAUUCCGCGAAGAAUGGGAUAUGAUAGUUGACGAAUCUCUCGCCAAUAUGACAGACCACGACAGUUUCUUGACAAAAAUGUGGGACUAUCGCCUUGUCAUGGAAGCUUACGAUAUGAUCGCCACAUACAACAGUCUCGAGCGCGAAUCACAUGCUCAUGGCUCGGCUAGGGCCAAUAAAUAUGUAUCGAACGUCACCACGAUUUGCUGGAAAACGAGCAAUGUUCAAGAAAUGGGCGGAAGUGCUCGAGUCACGGAAUGUAACUUUCGAGAAUUUUACUCAAAAGGCCGGCACAGGAAGUUCUCCGUCGUUCCAUGCAGCGUUUCCUGCGCACCACCUUCAAUGAGGACUUGGUCAUCAAGACCAAAUUGA
Molecule: messenger RNA, 690 nt
Organism: Ostertagia ostertagi
Lineage: Eukaryota; Metazoa; Nematoda; Chromadorea; Rhabditida; Trichostrongylidae
Source: the annotation of a GenBank genome assembly